AUGCCAGCCGACGCCGCCUCUUCAACGUCAGGAUCUGCAGGAGUACAGUCAACCAGCAUGCCGCCGUCACCCCUGGAGCUCACCCUCGUCGUCGCCGCCACGCGGGACAUGGGCAUCGGCCUGCGCGGCACACUGCCGUGGACGGGCCUGAAGAAGGAGAUGGCCUACUUUGCCCGCGUCACCAAGCGACUGCCCCCCACAUCUGCUGUAAGGAACGCCAGUCAAAAGUUACGGACGCAUACUGAGACACAUAUCGUUGAUAAACAGGCUACGCAACCGUCCCCGGCGCCGGCCGUAAACGCCGUCAUCAUGGGCCGCAAGACCUGGGACAGCAUACCGCCGCGCUUCCGCCCGCUCAAGGACCGGCUCAACGUCGUCGUCAGCCGGUCCUUUGCCUCUGGUGGCCAGCAGCCGCAGCCGCAGCUGCACGGCUCAGAAGAGGACCCUUCGGCGCAGCAGCCGCUGCGCGCCGGGUCGCUGGAGCAGGCGCUCGAGCUGCUGCGGGCCCGGGCCGCGUCGGGCGCCGUGGCGCGCGUGUUCGUCAUUGGCGGCGGGCAGAUCUACGCGUCGUCGCUGAAGCUGGCCGAGGCGAGGCGCGUGCUGCUGACGAGGGUGCUGACGGAUUUUGAGUGCGAUACGCACUUCCCGCUCGCGCUGCGGGAGGAGGGCAAGGACGGGGACGGACCGUCGGAGGGCGGGAGGUGGGUGAGGAAGAGUAAGGAGGAGCUCGACAGGUGGGCUGGUGAGGAGGUCGCGGGCGGCGUGCAGGUUGAGAACAAUGCCGAGUACGAGUUCCAGAUGUGGGAGAGGGUAGAUUGA
Messenger RNA from Thyridium curvatum, 819 nucleotides. RefSeq lists its product as uncharacterized. The record is from RefSeq and is a predicted model, not a curated record. Gene Ontology annotation, biological process: dihydrofolate metabolic process; folic acid metabolic process; glycine biosynthetic process. Gene Ontology annotation, molecular function: NADP binding; dihydrofolate reductase activity. Lineage: Eukaryota; Fungi; Ascomycota; Sordariomycetes; Thyridiales; Thyridiaceae. Bases 1 to 819 code for a protein of 272 amino acids. Gene Ontology annotation, cellular component: mitochondrion. The transcript has a single exon.